AUGAAUGCUGACGGCGCGUUUAGUGAAUUAUACUUGGCUUGUGAAAGUGGUGAUAAUGAGCAAGUGAAGAAUAUUUGCUCUCAGGCUGAUGCUGACUUUGUUUCAUUAAAUAAAAUUGAGUCCAAUGGUAAUACUGCAUUGCACAUUGCAUCUUCGUUGGGACGUAAAGAAAUUGUUCGCUUUCUUCUAACAGACGUUGGAGUGAUCCGUUAUCGGUUAAAUACUGAAGGACUGACGGCUUAUCAAGUGGCUAAAGAUGACGAAGUUCGUCAGUUGUUUCGCCGAUUAUUACCUGAUCAAAUGGAUCGAUACUGUCAGUCUGUUCAAGACGUAGAUGAUGUUCAGAUUACUCAGUACAGUCCCGAAGAUAAUGAUGGUAGUCUGAAUAUUGAUAACGAUGAAAAUAAUGAGGUCAGCAAUGAUACAUCCAUCUGUGAUAAAUAUAUCGAUGGAUAUACGUCGCCGUUCGAUAUUCUCGGAACUCAGACACAUACGGCUCUUAUGAUAAAAUAUCUGCCCAAAACACGACUUCGACUAAUCGCUAUGCGCUUUGAAAACUUAAUUGGUCGUUUUCAAGGCGAAAGUCCGACUAAACACUCGACUGAUGCCAUUCUUCGACAAGAGUUCCAAACCGUCAUCGAUCAGUAUGUUAAGCCUCAACAUUCUCAAUAUAAAAAGGCUUGUUAUUUAUUGGACGCCUACUUCUCAGUUAAACAAAUCGAUCCACUUAUUCGCCUAUAUACUCUAUCAACACCAUUUUAUAGUAAGACAGAGAAAAAACAGAAUCCAUUGGGAUUUGCCAUGUUAUGUCACUUGAAAUCACUGGAAGCGCGCUAUUUUCAAGGCGUGGUUUAUCGAGGAGUGGUGGCAACACAGAAAUGUUUCCAGGCAUAUAAAUGGGCUCUGAAACAAAAGUCCUGCUGUCUCACAAAUAAAACGUUCUGGUCCACCUCAGCUGAUCCAAACGUCGCUCGUAUGUAUAUGAAUAAUCAAACAAAUACUGAUCAGUUGAAUAUUCUUUUCAUUAUUCAGUUUUGUCAACGAACGGAAAUGGCAAUUCGUCUUUCAGCUAUCCCCGAAUCUGGCCUUACUUGCUUGUCUGAAUUUGAAGACGAAGAAGAAGUUUUAGUCUUGCCGGAAGCCAUAUUUCGCGUUGUUGCGAUAGAGAAAGAUGGUUUCACUUUACGCGCCUACACAAUUCGUCUUGAAAAUAUACUCAUCCCAGUUUUUUCGCGUCGACGUCUCUUCAAAGAUGUUGUACGCGAAGGAUCUAAGCAACUUCGAGAAAAGUAUCGAAAAUAUCGCAACAAAAACUGA
Molecule: messenger RNA, 1317 nt
Organism: Didymodactylos carnosus
Lineage: Eukaryota; Metazoa; Rotifera; Eurotatoria; Philodinida; Philodinidae
Source: the annotation of a GenBank genome assembly